AUAAGCGAAACCGUAUCAUUCCAAGACGAAUAUUUUUUAACUGACGAAAUUCGAAAGUCUCAUAAUAUAACACAAGUAGGCUUAUAUGUUCAAGAGACAGCAGAAAAACAGAUGCUUCAUCCUUCAGCUGCUAUUUGUCUCCAAAAAAUGAAUGCUGAUGCUGUUGACGAUGCUUCUGCUCAGUUUCACCUCCUGGGACGUCGACCCAUUAGAGAUCUCAGAAUAUUACACUCGAGGCAACAAGAUGCAGAUCACAAGAUAAAGGUUCUUCCAAAAGAGACAGCAAAAGUUACAAUCCAACCUGACUCCUUGCGAAAUGAGUCUGCAAGUGUUGACGAUGAGCGAGAGCUUGUUUACCACAUUGAUUAUCAUGGGGUAACAACUCACCCAAAUCCAACCCCAAAGCAUCCAAGACCAUAGGCUAUUAUAUACAGGCCAUGCUCUAGGUGGUAUAUUACUAUAGUAGUCCACUCUUACUCUGUCCGCUUUUAUAUGGGCAGGAAACUCUCUAUCAAAUAGUGGACAAGAUAAGAGCAAUUACUACAUGUGAAAUGGCUUUGAUAUCAUUCAAAAACUGUUACAUAUAUGUCAAAUUGUCGAUAUAGAAACUCUAUCAAUACAA
Daucus carota subsp. sativus is the source of this 622-nucleotide messenger RNA. RefSeq lists its product as uncharacterized. The coding region runs from base 112 to 420 and encodes 102 amino acids. The record is from RefSeq and is a predicted model, not a curated record. NCBI's taxonomy places the organism in Eukaryota, Viridiplantae, Streptophyta, Magnoliopsida, Apiales, Apiaceae. The transcript is spliced from 3 exons.